ACCUGCGUUGCUGACUGCACACAUACCCACAGUAUUGACGCGGCCCUCCGUGGUCAAAACUACUGUAAUUUCAGGCGCAAAAAAUCUGCGCCGAGCAAUAUACAAGUGCGGAAUUACCACUUUAUAACGAGAGACAACAUACGUCGUGCACAGGUUUGCAGAUGUAAGUGAAUAUACCUGCAGAUACAGCUGAUGACAGAGCAAGAGAGUCAGUUAGCCAGCUAACCGCCACAGCUAAACUGGACUAGCAGGCAGGUAAAUGUGCGGCCAACCGGACACCUCGACAAUAACGUGCCAGUCAACUAUCUGAACGGAACCGAGAGCGUUUUUUGCACAGGAAGCGCGACCGAUAUAGCGUAUGAUCUUGGGUGAGUGUCAGGUCUAGCAUAUGGCACACGGGCUGCUGGUGUGACUUCCUCACGUACCGCUUCUUCCCCCGAUUUUUGUUUAUUUCCGCACUGUGGUUGACGAUGAGGAGAGUGACGGCGCGCAACGUUUGCCGGCUUUUAUUUGCGGCGUUGUGGCUCCUUCUGGAAGAGUGUCGAGCUGAGAGCGCGGCCCCGAGUCUGGCUGAGCGAGUCAUCUGGGCUGUAAACGCCGGCGGGGACGCGCACACGGACGUGCAGGGCAUUCAUUUUAAAAAAGAUCCACUGGAAGGCAAAGUGGGGAAAGCAUCAGAUUAUGGACUUCGGCUGCCCAUUCUGCGCUCCAGCCCGGAGGAUCAGGUUCUCUACCAGACAGAACGCUACAGUGAAGAAACAUUCGGUUAUGAAAUACCCAUCAGAGAAGAAGGCGACUACGUACUCGUCAUGAAAUAUGCUGAGGUUUACUUUGCUCAGUCUCAACAAAAGGUUUUUGAUGUGCGUUUGAACGACCACGUAGUAGUAAAGGAUCUCGAUAUCUUCGACCGCGUGGGUCACAGCACGGCUCAUGAUGAAAUCGUGCCAUUCUCCAUAAAGCGAGGAAAACUUAGUGUUCAUGGUGAAGUUUCCACUUUUAAUGGAAAACUCACUGUAGAGUUUGUAAAGGGUUACUAUGACAACCCCAAGGUAUGUGCACUGUACGUGAUGAAGGGCAAGCUAGAAGAUGUGCCGAAACUGCAGCCGCAUCCCGGUCUGGAAAAGCGAGAGGAAGAAGAGGAGGAAGAGGAGGAGGGGGACGUAGGAGAUGGCGAAAAGAAGAGCGCCUCAACCUCUUCAAAGAAUCCCGUUCGUUCCGGGCCUCGAACCCCAAACCCAUACGCCACGGACAACAGCAGCCUGAUGUUUCCUAUACUGGUGGCAUUCGGGGUCUUCAUACCCACCCUCUUCUGCCUCUGCCGCCUGUGAGGGGAAGCAAGUGAACGAGAGGGAGAAAGGAGAACCGAUGGACAUCAGGCUGUGGAGGGGUGGGGGGACGCACAGCCGUGGGGACAGGGAGUAACACAGACUGACAUUACAACAGGUAGAAAACAAAAAGUGAGAGAGGGACGUACAGAAAUGUGGACGUUUGGGGGAUUGCUGUGGUGAACUCGAUUUAGAAAGCGAGUUCAUUCGCGCACGUGUCUGUGCUUCUUGUUAAACACAUCUAAUGCCAGAUUUAGUUUGGGCAUAUCCAAGAGGGACAUAUUAAAUGCACAUACACACACACACGAGCCAGGGCUAAGCGCCUUACAACCUGGUUUGUCUGGUCUAACAGGAGAUGACACUUCAUAAAAAGGUUUUUUUUUGUUUUUUUAUGAGGUGAGGAGCAUUUUGUAUCAGCGAUGGUAUUGAUCUGCUGUGGUUUGGGAGGCAAAAAUGGUACAAGAAUCUUCUAAACUCCCUUAUUGACAUUUUCGUGUGUGUUUAAGCACCUUGCUGUCCACUAUUUUUUCACUUUUUUUUUUUACGUGUGCAAGCAUCUGUCAUGCAAUUUCUCCAGCUACUUUGUCUUUUUAAUUUGCAGCAUCAUUCAGGUUUGUCUGGUAACCUCCUAGCCCAUUCUUCAGUCACAUUUUUGCAGAUCAUAGCAUCUUUUAAACUCCAGGUACACAAGACCCGUAAAUGAAUCUUUAUCUUACAGUGACAGUUUGGCCCCUGAAUAACUGCAUGUUUUCUGUAUUAAACCAUACAUGCAGUUUUCUGUUUGAAAAAAAUCUUUUUCAGAUUGUAUUGAACAGAAGUACAUUUAAAAUGUAAAAUGUUAUUCUUUAUAAAUAAAACCGACUCUCUACCAUUAACAUUGCCAUAGCCAAGCUGGCAUAGUGUUGGAAAAUCAGGACAUGAUGUAUCUUGGAUAGCAUGUUAUAGGUUAUUAUGAAAAUACUUGUCUUAACUUGGCAAGGGCUUCGACACCUAUUACAUGGUUUAGAGAGGGAUUGUUGCUUAGUUAGGAAACCCGUUGCCUUUGGCACAUUUUGAUUAUUACAAUUACAAGAUCCACCAUUACUGUUUUUUACAGGAUCUUUUAAACAACUCCACCAAAGAUACUUUUUGUUGAUGUGGAAGAUUGACAGGUGGCUAGGAGUCUAACAAUGCUAUGGUUGAGAAAUGGAUGCGUUCAGAGUUUAACAGAUACAUGCCUGCCAUACACUGUGAAGUAUGGAUGCUGAUGUUUAUUUUGAGUGCAACUUUUUAUGGUAUUGCUUAUAUUGAUUGGCAGCUUAAAGUGGAGUUUCACCAACAUUUGCAUUCCACCUUAUCAGUCUUUAGCCAGGUUUUCCCUCACAGCUAUCCUGUGCCACUCUUUCUUUUACUUAAGCAAGUCUGCCUUAAAAAGGGUUUAGAAAGAGACUUACUUUCACACUGCUAAAACCAUCAGACCCUUCGGUAAUGGUCACAUACUUAUGCCACUGUGCUGUCUGAUGCCCCAUAUGUGAGUUCUGUGUGUCGGUUUGAACCUGUCUCUCGUGUGGACUUAUACACUUAUCUUGGCCUUCACAAUAAAUGUUUUUGAAGAGCGGGAAGGGAGGGCAGUGUUUUGCCUUUGUUCGUUUGUUUUGUUAAAAAAAAAAAGAAAAACAAUCAAUGACCGCAUUGAUGCACCUUUCUAAUUCGAGAGUGGCAUAAAAAUGGCCAAAGUCAUGAACGGUUUUUAUUUUUUUCUCAUGAAUUUGUACACAAUGCAUGUGUAUAUAAGGUACUUAAGAUCACAUUUGUUUUGCUGUACGGUUAUUUUUACUUUUGACAUAUAAUUUUGCCUAAUUGCUAUUUCUAUUGGGGUGUUUGGUUUUUUUAUUGCUUGCUAGAGUGUGAAGAAGUGGCCUUGAAAAUAGUUUUGGUUGCGGAUGUGGUCUAAGUAAUGUUUGAUUUGCAGCCACACAGACACACUGACUGAUUGUCGGAAAGAGCGUGAAUCUUAUAUACAGUUGGUUUCUUUAUAUGUUGUAUAAUUUAAGUGAAAGGAAAUGGGUUGAAAAUUAAAAUUAUUAUUGAAAAACUUAGUUGCUUUUAAUCUCCUCAGGAUAUUUGGGUUUUCUUAUGACUGUUUUUUUAAGUGUGAAUUAUUGCACUGCCUUUUGUUUUGAAGCAUUUGUGUGUGUGUGUUUUUGCAAUUUUUUGUGUACUUUUGAUCCCAUAUUGCCUUAAAUUUUAUUACAUCUUCUUUAUGUGCUUUAUCAUUAUGUGCUUCAUGAGCUUUUUCAUGUUAUUGAUUUAUUGCAUGAUUUAUGGUUUUUGUUCGGUUUCGUCAUCUGAAAAACAGUAAAGUUGUGUUCAGUUUGUCCUUAUCAAAUGCACAGCUCCUUGGACAAUAGCCAAAGAACACAUGGAUUUAUUGUGACCACCUUCAUAAAGAGCUCAUUCAUAUUGCUCCACGCCAUACAAACGGCUGAGUUUACAACAGAUGUAGUUUCUAUGUUAAUGUGAAAGUCAUGUCUUUGUUAAACUACCUGUCUCCCUUUGAUUCGAGCUCCCACCUGAAGACCACAUGAGAAAGCAGAACGGUUACCCCUCAAUGUUUUAGAGAAGAUUUCUGAUGUGGGAACUGCAAAUUAAUGCUGUUUCUUUUUAAUAAAUGUGCUAUUUUAUCUAACUGGUCUUGAGGGUAU
Paramisgurnus dabryanus is the source of this 4009-nucleotide messenger RNA. The record is from RefSeq and is a predicted model, not a curated record. NCBI's taxonomy places the organism in Eukaryota, Metazoa, Chordata, Actinopteri, Cypriniformes, Cobitidae.